AUGAUGAUAAACGCCUGUCUUGACCUGGCGUUGGUCUGCCAUCCUGUACUCGCAUUCCUCACCAUUCAACGAUCGAAGAUGCACGCUCAGCAGUCGAAAUGGCAGUACUUUGUAUUUUCCUUCUUCUUGAUCCUCGCGGUGCGGUAUGCGAGUAGUACGGCAAUCGAGACGCCCGUGGUCGAUGGAUUGCUGUGUCAGUCACAAGAUUCGCCGAAUCCAAUUGCCUCGAUCUAUCCGAAUAACGCCACUGGGACGUUGAACGGGACGAUUGCUGUUCUUCCGAUUCCCCUGGCACUGGCACGUCAGCUUAUACCAUCCCAAUACAAGAUUAUGGAACAUGCCUACCGAGAUUUGCUGCCCCAUUUUCCAAAGGACAUGUAUCCGGCCUUCAUGCAGGCCGUGCAUGAUCACGAUGUGCAAGCUUUCGGCUUCAACAUCCCAGAUUUUUCUCGCGCCGGUCUUGAAUUUCCCUUUCUGGACCUCCUCGGCGACAACAGCACAUCGUUCAAAUGGAUUCCGUCCCUCCUCAUGACGGCGACAAACCUCAUCGCAAUCAAAGGCGCCACCGACUAUGGCAGCACUGUCUACCCCGCCACUUUCAAGCCAGAGUGUGACGCCUACGCUUCCACUGGGACAGCAGGGACUACUACUUUUUCCGCCAAAAGUCUCGUGCUGGGCAAUGCCUCGUUGGCCAUCAAAUUCGCAACCACGACAAAGGAAGUCUACCCACUGAGCUAUUUCCAAAACGUGACCAACCAGCCCAUGUUUGGCAAUGGCAAGACGUGCGAUAAUAUGAUUCGGCUGUUCAACACAAGUGUCACCACGGCGCCGAAUCGCAUUGACCAGGUGAUGGGGUCGGUGACGACGAAUGUCGGUCCUUUGAAGGGGGAGAGAACGUGGAAGGGUGUGUAUGGGCUGAGGUUGGAUACGGCGUUUAUUGAGAACAACUAUCUACCUUGCGAGAGCCUGAGGGGGUAUGGUACGGGGUAG
This is a messenger RNA of Plenodomus lingam JN3, 990 nucleotides long. RefSeq lists its product as uncharacterized. The record is from RefSeq and is a predicted model, not a curated record. NCBI's taxonomy places the organism in Eukaryota, Fungi, Ascomycota, Dothideomycetes, Pleosporales, Leptosphaeriaceae.